AUGGACGAGAACGCGAAGAAAGUCGAUGCUGGAAAUGCAGACAACGAAGACUCCGACGUUCGUCAAGACAAGCCGGCAAAGCGGCAAGUGCCAAGGGGGAUGCUCUGGUGCGACCGAAGCGUCGACACGUUGUUCUCGCUCUGGUACAAUUCCCCUCUGGUGUCCAGAUUCGACUCGAAGAACAACAGUGGCAAGCGUGUGGCGUACGUGAUGCUGGUGCCAGAGCUCAGCGUCGUGAAUUCGUCGCAAAGCAGGUGCAAGACAAGGUGCUUUGCCAAGAUGAAAUCGGAAUGGUCCGCGUCGAAGCCAAGUUUGCCCAGUCCAACGGGGACCUUGUCCAAGGCUCAACUUCCAAUGCACUAUGGCAUCAUGCUGGAGUACUGGCACGAGGAGGACGACGUUGAUAAAGACUGA
Molecule: messenger RNA, 414 nt
Organism: Aphanomyces astaci
Lineage: Eukaryota; Oomycota; Saprolegniomycetes; Saprolegniales; Verrucalvaceae
Exons: 4
Coding region: 1-414 (137 amino acids)
Source: RefSeq, a predicted model, not a curated record